Messenger RNA from Symbiodinium sp. CCMP2456, 1239 nucleotides. The record is from the annotation of a GenBank genome assembly. Lineage: Eukaryota; Dinophyceae; Suessiales; Symbiodiniaceae.
GACCCCUCGGCCGACGAACUCUGUCGCGGUUUGCUGAGUCGACUCGGCAACGAGCCGGUGACAAAGAGCGACGACUGGGGGCAAAGCCCCUUGUUCUAUGCGGCUAGAGAGGGCCACACCCAGCUCUGCAAGUACCUCGUGGAGAAAUGUGCCAUGGGUGUCAACCAGGUCGACAGGUGGGGCGAGACGCCGCUUUUCUAUGCCAUGAAGUGGCAGCGGCUUGAGACGGCCAUCUACCUCCUGCAGUCCGGCGCGUCCAUGGGGAUCCUCAACAAAUUUGGGCAGUCGGCAGACAGACUCGCGACCGUCGAGGUGGCUCGGGAGCUGCAGUCGCGCAUGAAGGAGUGGGCCGAGCCGUUAGAGGCCCGGAUGAAGGAGUGGGCCGAGCCGUUGAAGGCUUCUUCUCCGGAGCCGUCGGGAGACUCAAAAAAGCGGAAGCGGCCAGAAGAGGAGGAGGUUGAGGAGCCAGGAUCAGCCGCAGAGGGGCCUCGAGCCCUGCAAGAAUGGGUGGCAAAGCCGGCGAAGUUGCCCAAGAAUGAGAGGACCCAGCUGCUCAGAGAAGAGCCGACAGUCGUUGCAGAGAACACCACGCACAAGGCAGAAGAGCCGGCAGUCCUCGCAGAAAAUACCACGCACAAGGUGACGCUGCUCACCGCCGACGCGCUGGAGGAGGUGCGGGAGCUGGAGAAGAUGCUCGUGGCCUACCAGGCCGCGCUCUUCCAGGGCCACCUCUUCGUCCAGUCCUGCAGAGCACUGGACUUCUGUUCGGCCUUCGGCGGGGCUAAGGAGAAGGACAGCGAGUUCUUCGAGGAGUAUUCCGUCAUCGUCGAGGAUGCUGGGCGCGGGGAGACCGGAUCGCUGGUCCUGGUGGCUCGGGAGGAGACCGGCCGAGUGGUGGGCUACUGUCGGGCAGAGAAGAGCGAUGGGGAGCUGGUCAUCCGCCACCUCCAGGUGGACAGCGACCAGCAGAAUAAAGGAGUAGGCAAGCUGCUGCUUCAGGCUGCGGAAACGCAGGUGCGCCAAGAUGAUCCGCAGGGCGAUGCAUGCCCCACCCGCUCCAGUCGAGCAAACGAUUAUGGAGCCAUACGUGCAGAGAGCCUUCGCGCCGUGGCACCGCAGGGACCGCUCAAGAGACACGUGAUUGCGUCACCUCUGGGUUACUACUCUCAAUCCGGUCAAGCCUUUUUCAUCUCAACAAGAGGGAUGCCUGGAUCUUUGUGCACUCGGGCUGCAGUGUAG